Molecule: messenger RNA, 687 nt
Organism: Marasmius oreades (fairy-ring Marasmius)
Lineage: Eukaryota; Fungi; Basidiomycota; Agaricomycetes; Agaricales; Marasmiaceae
Exons: 1
Coding region: 1-687 (228 amino acids)
Source: RefSeq, a predicted model, not a curated record
AUGGCAAAAAAACCAACACUACAUGUGCUUGCGGACGACCUCGAAUCCUUCUUUCACGUCCUCUCAUUACAGAUUUUGGAGUACACUCAGCACUCCAUGACUUCAUCUCAUUUGGCGAAUCACAUCCAAAAAGUGUACGAGGAAGUCGAGGAAGUCGAAGUGGGCGUUGAUUCCCACCAUCCCCCAGAAGGUGGCAAGUCCAAGAGUUGGGCGUUGAUUGUCCAAAGCAUGCGACUUCUGGCGGUUCCCAAUAAGGUACUUCAUACUUUUUUGGCUGACCUGGAGGAGGUGCUGCGAGUUCGCUAUGAAAUAGAACCAGUGGUUGAGGUCAAGAUAGACCUGAACGACAUUAGGCGGCUUGAGCAGGAAUUGGCUAAUACAGAGGGAGAAGGCUGGAAAAUAUUACGACAGGCGUAUGCUGCGUGGCAGUACACCAAGCACACCAAGUACCUGGAAGACCAUAACUGGAUUCUAGACCGUUUCAAUCGUGCAGCCAAUUUGGAGCAUGAAAUGCCGGAAAAACUCAAGUUAAACAAGACGAGGAAACACUUAGUGGAGGACCUUUACGAAGCUAGGACCAGGAAGAGGAAAAAUGAUGCCUUUUAUGAUAGUGAGGAUGCGAGGUGGGGUGAGCGGCACUGGUAUGAAAAGGAGGUGUCUGAGGAUGAAGUUUCUAUGUGGGAGUAG